CUGAAAGAUAAUUCAUGAUGUGAAAGAGCUCUAGGUUUAGGAUACAGAGGAUUUCUUCUCACCAUAGCAGGAAAAGGUACAGAUUUCAAAGGCAGUUAAGUCAAUAAUUAUUAGCUUCUUACACGAUCCUUUAAAAUGUAGUUUAGUUUCCUGUGUCUUCAGCAUUUUAGAAGUUCUAACUAGAGAACUCAGUUUUCAUUAAAUCAUUUAUAUGUAUAAUCCAUGUAGUUGUACAUUUUUUUUCUUGCUGCUGUUGAACAACAGAAUACCUUUUAACCAUUAGAACUGCAAAAAUUGUUGCUAGUAAAAGUCAUAAGGUAUUAUCUUUAUUAUGAACCAACUUCUAUUUCCCCUGAAAUCACUGAAAAACUUCAUUGACUGCAAAGGGAUGAGAAUUUAGUUCAACACGGAGAAAUCAGUGUGAGAAGUGAAGGAUUUAGCUCUAAUUAUGUUGCUGGUAAUUUCAAUUUGUUUUGCCUAACAUUGCUUGUGUUGUGUGUAUGGACACUUUUUUAUUUUUUGCGUUGCAACUGCUGCCAUCUACUGUGUAAAUGCUGGGAUUACAUGUACUUAACACGAAGGGGUUACAUUGGCUGACUUAAUGGAAGAAAAGAAGAAAAGCAGAUUUAGCUGCUUUGGCCGUUCUUCCAAUAAACAUGGUAAAACAUGUUCGGAUUUGCAGUUGAACUGUCUUUUCUGCCAGUAAUGCAUCUUAUGUGUUAGCUUUUGAAAGCACAUAUUGUAUGCAUUUCCUGAAAUAGAGGUAUAAACGUCUUUAGCAUGUAGACACUCAUGCAUGCAGUUUUUCUGCUUUUUUAAGUGCAUGUUUCAAAGUGUGCAGUGCUCUAACUUCCUAACGCAUCAUUUUUAAUUUAUUUAGAUUUCCACUGAAUUUUCUUUGUGAGUGUUCAUGUUCAAGCCUAGGUUUUCCUUUUCAGGUGACCCAGAUGUAAAACUGUGUUUUAAAUUCAGGUGGGAAGAAAUCCA
Struthio camelus australis is the source of this 987-nucleotide messenger RNA. NCBI's taxonomy places the organism in Eukaryota, Metazoa, Chordata, Aves, Struthioniformes, Struthionidae. The record is from RefSeq and is a predicted model, not a curated record.